AUGGCGGAAAACAGGAGCUCUCAGCGGAGGCAGGGGAAGGAACCUGCUGAAGAAUUGCUUGCCCGGCUCACGCUACAGGAGGAAGAAGAGGACGAAUUCAUAUGGGAGGAGGAGCUGCCGGAUAUGGUAGAACCGGCGAAGUGGUUAGCAAUUGCCAGAGUCCAUACACCAAAGACCUUCAGCCCUAAUGCGCUGUAUAAUGACAUGCGUGUGGCAUGGAACCCUGCCAAACAGGUGGUAUGGAGGAAGAUCAAAACUAAUUUGUUCACAGCGCAGUUUGGGUGCCUGGGUGAUUGGAAUAAGGCGAUGGUUGAAGGGCCGUGGUUAUUCAAGGAGCAGGCUGUGAUCAUGGAGGAAUAUGACGGGUUUAAAAACCCUGAUACUUUCGAGCUAGAUAAGCUCUCUGUGUGGGCACAAAUUCAUCGUUUGCCGGAUAAGUUCUUGAUUGAGCGUGCUGUAAAGGGUUUGGCAUCUAGAAUUGGAGAAGUGGAAGAAGUACAACUGAAGCUACCGGCGGGUUUCUUUGGUGAAUUUGUGAGGGUUAAAGUCAAGAUAGAUAUUAAUGCUAAGAUAAAACAUUUUGUUACUGCAAAGAAGGGAGAAGAAAGUGGGAAGUACCAAGUGAAAUAUGAGAAGCUACCAACUUUUUGCUACAACUGUGGCGAGUUUGGUCAUUGGCAUGAGGAAUGUGGAGAUGGGGAGCAUGAUGAGUCUACCUUUGAGUUGGGGGAUUUUCUGUUUGCUGACAACGUACGGUUCAAACCAGCUGGUAGGGGAAAUUAUGUCCCGCAAUGGGGAGGGGGAAGACAAGGAACAUGA
Aegilops tauschii subsp. strangulata is the source of this 819-nucleotide messenger RNA. RefSeq lists its product as uncharacterized. NCBI's taxonomy places the organism in Eukaryota, Viridiplantae, Streptophyta, Magnoliopsida, Poales, Poaceae. The record is from RefSeq and is a predicted model, not a curated record. Gene Ontology annotation, molecular function: zinc ion binding; nucleic acid binding.